UCAGAUUUCCUAAUUAUUAUCAGACUAACUCCCUGUGGCUAACCCACUGUGGCAGCCAACCAGCUGCCGUGUCAGGACCCACCCCGCGUCAUUUGGUCUUGUUAUCGGGGUUGCAGGUAUGCUCAACUGUUGUGCCCACUACUCACAUCUCUCUGCUUUUCGCUUCUACGUCAAGAGUUUUGCUGGUUAGGGGAUAAUGCCAUGAAAACUGUUGAAGAGGCUAGACGGAGAUGGGAGAUCCUCUCUAGCCAUGGCAAAAGCACAAACGACCUCAGACAAGCGGUCAAGGCGGAGGAAAAAGGCAGUCCCUGCGACGACGGCCUUAGAUCAGUAUAUUGGAAGGCAUUCCUGCUCUAUGACAACCUUGAACAGCCAGAAUGGACACAGCGACUAUCUGAUACGCGCAGUGCAUACGACUCCCUGAAAGACCAUUUCCUAAAGUACAUAAAACACCCAGAUGAUCUGGAAUCUACCGUGGACCCUUUAGCCGAGGACGACGAGUCUCCUUGGCAGGCCCUUCGCCGCGAUGAAGGUAUUAGAGCUGAAAUAUACCAAGACAUAGAAAGAUGUUUGCAGGAAAAUUACUUUUUUCGCGAACCAUCUACGAAAUCUAUAAUGUUAGAUAUUUUGUUUAUCUACUCGAAGCUGAAUCCCGAUCUAGGUUAUCGACAAGGGAUGCAUGAAUUGCUGGCCCCAGUUUUAUGGGUUGUCGAGCGUGAUGCCGUCAAACUGGAACUGCCAGUCACAACUCAUAUCGAUGGAGACGAUGAUUCGAUGUUACAUAUGCUUGAUGCCAAGUACAUUGAGCAUGACUCUUUCAGUAUAUUCUGCAGUAUUAUGCAGACUGCGAGGUCUUUCUACGAACACACGGAGGAAAAGAUGGUGAACGGCCAUGCGGAAAUUACACCUAUAGUCCGAUUAUGCGAGCACAUUCACAAUGAACUACUCAUGAUUGCAGACAAUGAGCUGGGUUCACAUUUAAACAGUAUCGAGAUUUUGCCACAAAUAUUUCUGACUCGGUGGAUUCGCUUAUUAUUUGGCCGAGAAUUCUCUUUCGAAGACACUCUUGUUAUGUGGGAUGUCAUUUUUGCCGAUGGGUUAAGAGUGACCCUGAUAGACCAGAUUUGUGUAGCGAUGCUUCUUCGAAUAAGAUGGCAAUUGCUGGAAUCCGACUACUCAUCUGCCCUGACACUCUUAUUGCGCUACCCGCCUCUUCAAGACCAUGGUGCUGAAAGUCUAGUACACGAUGCAUUGUUCCUGGAGCAGAACUCGAAUCCUGCGCGUGGAGCAUAUCUUAUCUCAAAGUAUUCGGGCCGUCCACCAGAGGCUGCCAAGCAGCCGUUACAUCACCGCUUGAAGGGAUCCUCUGCUAACAAAAGAGACCGCCUUCAAAGUGAUUCCCGUAAUGGUAGUGAAGAAAGCUCCCCAGGAAGGUCACCCGGAAGAAAUAAUCAGCGAAGCCUCGAAACUUUAUUCCAGGAUGUCUCGGAUGGACUGCAACGCCGAACGGAGAACUGGGGCGUCGCGAAAGCUGUUCGUGGUGCUGUGACUGAGGCCAGGCGUAACAUGGUCAAUAUAGAGCCCGGAAACGUGCCGUCUUUACGACCUUGGUAUAGCAGUCCGCGGUUUGGGACACCGUCACUCGGGCCUCUUAGGGAAACAGACUCGGCGAACCCGAUUACAAGGACAAUAUUGCCAGAGAAAGAAGAUGUCGACCUCGCACAACUUCUGAAAGAUUCACUAGAUGAGUUGUCUAUUGUGAAAGAAGCAGUAACGACUCUCGAACCUCGUGUUGCCGACGCACUACGAAAUGCGUACGAAAAAAUACGAACGGCUCAACUCAAGGCGCGCGCUUUGCAGACACAUGCGAUAGCAGCACCCACGAAGGAGGCGGAUAUUGUUUCCGAAAAGACAGACGCCGCCCAGGAUGAUCAUGAGCAGAAGAAAGAAAACAAGAGCUCCUUACCAAAGCCAUAUCCCAAAGAAGCCCAAAGCCGUACCCCUACUGUGGAAGUGCCAGGCCUAACCAAAGAUUCUGGGAUCGUUGCCACCUCCUCGCCUCCUCGAAAAGUAGCUCCCCGUCCACUACGGCCAGCAGCAUCUGCCUCAGCAGCUCGCCCACCAUUGGCAGAUUCCGAAUUUUCGUGGAUGCUAGGUGACAACACACACCGUUCUCAUUUUGUCAGUUCAGCCUCCCUACCCCCUGAUCAAAGGCGGCACAGCGAGUCGCAGUCAAGGCAGAGCCCUCUCUUUGGAGAAAAGCGAGAUCAGAGUCAGGCAGGGACUGCUGGUGAGGAAGAUGGCUUGCCCUUGAGCAGUUUCACAUAGUUGGCGUGACCCGCCCUGAUUUAGUGCAGCCACAUGACGCCUCACAUGGUAAAUACUAAGUCUACAGCAGCACAGUCGGAGCAGAUUGGAUAAAUAUAAAUCAAUUCACGAGUAAUUCAAUGAUAUGUAUCAAUUGCUGUAAUCCGAGAUGAUAUUAAUUGAUAUCCACCAAUCAUAAUCGGGUCUAGCCUAGCGACAAUCAGCCACCGCAGAUCCCCGGGUAUGAAGUCAUUCUAGAAUAAUGCGUCAACAACACUCGGAGUUAUUAAGAUGUACUGAUAAGUU
This is a messenger RNA of Talaromyces proteolyticus, 2613 nucleotides long. RefSeq names its product putative TBC domain protein. Bases 202 to 2328 code for a protein of 708 amino acids. Gene Ontology annotation, biological process: activation of GTPase activity. NCBI's taxonomy places the organism in Eukaryota, Fungi, Ascomycota, Eurotiomycetes, Eurotiales, Trichocomaceae. The record is from RefSeq and is a predicted model, not a curated record. Gene Ontology annotation, molecular function: GTPase activator activity. The transcript has 6 exons.